Molecule: messenger RNA, 3227 nt
Organism: Lutzomyia longipalpis
Lineage: Eukaryota; Metazoa; Arthropoda; Insecta; Diptera; Psychodidae
Gene: blot
Product: sodium-dependent nutrient amino acid transporter 1
Exons: 8
Coding region: 566-3073 (835 amino acids)
Biological process (GO): sodium ion transmembrane transport
Cellular component (GO): membrane
Source: RefSeq, a predicted model, not a curated record
CGUUUCCACCGCAGUCCGAGAAUCGUCGUCGUGCUGUGAAGGUGCGUUCUGCUUCACUGCGUUGUACCGGGUUUUGUGUCAUCCUUGGGACGCGUACGCGGAAUUAAUAUAAAUUCUAUUGAAAAUACGAAAUAGAAUUGAGGAGAGAAAGAAGAGAUCUCACCAGCAGACGGAGGAGUGCGCGCCCCCAUUGAAGAUGUGAAAAAUUUGUUUGGUGUGUGCAACAAUAUUGCUAAUAAGCCAUUGCGACAGUGUUUCUUAUUCAAUUUUCGUGUGCCUUGUGCGAAGGCAUCAAUUUGUGGUGGAGAAGAAGGUGAAGAAAGUGCUGUCGGGUGCCUUAUCAAAUGGCAUUUAUCACAUGAAGGAAUUGGAUUGUCUUGGGCGUGAGAGAAUCAAGAUGACAAAGAUUGGAUAGAGUGAAGACGACGCCCUGGGAGUGAAAUCAACGCAAUAUUGGGGAAUUUAUUGUGCAUACAGAAAUCACAUCGAGUGAAGGAUUUAUUUGCAAGAAAAGAGACAUCUUUGUGAAGAAAGUGAAGGUGAUUUGUGCAUCAAAGCAAAGAAAAUGAAGUGGCGACGGAAAAAAGAGCAAGAGGAGCUCAAAGAACCGGUGUAUGGAAACAACUCAAUGCCAUUUCUGGGCAAUGAGAAUUUGACUUUCCAUCGAUUCUCCGACGGUACGGUGUCUGUGAGUGGUCAUCAAUUUUCCACCGCAGAUGGAAAACGUCCCAGCGUUUCGAGCCACCAGAGUGACUUUGUGCAACCAAUUUGGACAACAGACACGUUCUCCAGUGCAGUGGGUACAAAUAUUGAAUUCCAGUACGUGACCCCAAGUGAGCAUAGCAAGAAUCUCCAUGAAAAUAACACCUCAACGGCUAAAUUGAUGGACACCACGGCGGAAGACGAUGACCAGUCCACGAAGCAGUCAAAGUGUUCCAUCUUCCGGAGCAUUGUCCUCUGCUUGUGCCUCAAUUUAACAUAUGCCAAUGUAAUACGUUUCCCACGUGAGCUCCAACGACACGGGAGUGCCUUUCUUGUGCCUUACUUCAGCCUCCUCUUCAUCAUUGGGCUGCCAAUUGUUCUUCUGGAGGUGUCUCUGGGACAAUUUCUGGGUCAGGGAUCUGCUCAUACAUGGCGCGCCUCGCCAGUCUUCAAAGGUGCGAGUUUUGUGGGACGAAUUGCGUCCUGGUUGAGCACGAUCUGGACAUCGUUGCAUGCAACAGUGGCUUUCCUCUACAUUGGGAUGCUCAUCUUCAAAUCCGUGCCAUUCAACUAUUGUGCGAGCCUCAAGCGACUUGAUGAUGGAUAUACAGCAGUUGGGAAGAGCGGUCAGGAAUGUCUCAAGCUGACCUUCCUGGUGCCAGUAUGGGAGAAUACGUUGUACUUUGGGCUCCUCACAAUGGCCCUCAUUGUCUUCUGGAUCGUCUCAAUGGUCUGCACACACAGCAGCAGAGUUGUCCGACGAACUAUCUUCACGAUGGGCCUAAUUGCCUUCGUGAUUCUCAUGCUGCAGACAGGCUGGGAGAUUUCACGGUCAGUCACAAAGGAGAAUCUCCCACCGAUGUGGCCAUUCGAUGAGAUGCUCCUCACAGAGAGUACUGUGUGGUUCAGUGCACUCGUCCAGAUGAUCCUUUCCACGAAUAUUGGCUUUGGGAUUAUUCCCGUGAUGACGGGAAAGUUUCUCUACAAAGGGGAUGCCGUGAAGACAACUUUUGCCUACAUUUGCUUCAACAUCCUCAUCACCAUGAUCGCCGUGACAUUCUUUGCAUUCCAAUUUCACAAUGAAUUCACCGGAACAAGCCCACUCUUUCCAGAACUCGCUGCACUCACGGCGAUCUAUGAUCGUGCUCAAGUUGAGGAGGAUCCAACGUUGGCAAGAGUUGUUCCAGGGAUCUCAUACCUGGUGGUUAUGAUUGUGGCGGGAAUUUCCAUCGUUAUCCACAUCUAUACGGCCUCUCGGAUUCUGCGGAAACAUCCCAACUAUACGCUUGCCUUUGCGGCUGUUAUUGCAUCCAUUGUGGCGCUCAUUGCUCCCGAAUUUGCAGCUGCACGACUUCUCGACACACGAUUUGUUGGCGCUUUCAUUGUUUGUGCCCUUAUUGUGGACAUCCUGGCAAUUAUGUGGAUCUAUGGCGCGAAGAAUAUCUACACAGAUCUUGAAUUUUCCAUUGGGCGUCCCAUUGUGAAGAUUUGGGUAAUUCUCUGGGUGCUAACACCCAUCUUCUUGGCCGGGAUACUCACGUGGUGGGCCAUAAUCUACAUUCCAAGUGAACUCCUGAUUGAGUAUAUGCCACGAUGGUUGCCGAUUGUUGUGAGUUUUGGGAUAAUUGUGAUUGUGGCAUGUGUGGAGGUGUCCAAACAGGUGGACUACAACUUCAUCAGCAUGAUUCGCGGUGCAACAAAGCCAUCCAAAGACUGGGGACCAGCAGAUCCACUCGUGCGGCACGCGUGGAAACAGUGGACGUCCAAGUGUGAAGACACAGGAGAGCGUGAUUUUACACUGAGACGCCGUGGAACCAAAGAUUACACAAAUUCCAUCAAGAGGGGUCAGUAUCCCCAUUCAAAAUACAACGGUCACACACGCAACACCUCCACACCGGGUAGCAGUUCCCCAAACUACAGUGGCUCCGUGUUCGGGGAUUCAGCCAUCGAGGAGGACAUCAGUGUGGACAAAUUCCACAACUUCCGUCAGAGCACACUGGGAACGUUCCAGCAGAACGACCAGAGUUCAUCACCACGCACCUCUGAGAUGUCCAAUGGGGCACCACGAUCGGAGCUGAAUCCACGCUCUGAACUCCCAAUGCGAUCUAGUCUGUACACAACGGCAAGGGUGCGUGAUGACAACAACUAUGCGUCUCGCAUUGAGAUUCUGCCGCAGGAUAGGCCAAACUACAAGAUCUCCCUGGUGCGGAAUCCCAUGGCACGUGCACAGGAUGUACCAAAUCCGGGAUUCCCCCAGCGCACGCCCUACCAUGACAACUACGAUCACUUUGUCGGGGGCUACGACAAAAAUGAUCACAUUUGUUGGCGAAAGUACUCCGGGAAUUCCGAGGAGUACUCCACCGAGUUGUAAAGGGGGGCCACACAGACGCUCAAAUCAUACCAUUUCCAUGAAAGCCUAGUUACUUAAUAAUAAUAAAUAAAUAAAUAAAGAUCAAUUGUGUACAUAUUUUAUAAAUAUGAAUUUCUUCAGGAGAUUAAAAUAUAUAUCAUUUAUGUAGUAGAAA